This is a messenger RNA of Planococcus citri (citrus mealybug), 2811 nucleotides long. Its product is annotated as liprin-alpha-1-like. Lineage: Eukaryota; Metazoa; Arthropoda; Insecta; Hemiptera; Pseudococcidae. Gene Ontology annotation, molecular function: protein binding. The coding region runs from base 1053 to 2537 and encodes 494 amino acids. Gene Ontology annotation, biological process: synapse organization. Gene Ontology annotation, cellular component: presynaptic active zone. The transcript has 17 exons. The record is from RefSeq and is a predicted model, not a curated record.
UUCAUCUGGAGCUAACAGUUAUUUCUGAAUUCACUGUUUAUGAAAAAAUUUUCUAAAUGGUGGAAAUGAAGUUUUAGGCAGCCCUUCAAACUCGGUUUAAUCGUAGUGGGUGAUCUUCGUGAAUUUAGGAUCUUUCGUGAUUCUUUAAUCUGGUUUUACCAAAAGAGGUUCAAAUUCAAUUUUGAAAGAAAAAAAAAGUUUGAGAUCUGUGUAAUCUUUACGAAGCACGAGUAAAAUGAAAAAUGUAGAUAACUGGAAUUUAAAUCGACGGAAACAAAUUUUAAAACAAAACACAACGCGAUGAGUGUGAGUGAUUCCGAUGACUCGGGUAGUAUGAACUCGAUGUUGCACGUCAGAGCUUCCGAAUUGUACCCGAAGAAAGAACUCAUAGAGACACUGGAAUCAGCUUCUAUUCAAGCACCUUUUACGCCACUGUGCGGCGAAUCUAUCGAAUACAUCGCGCGAAUCGCCGAUGGUGUUUUAGCUUUAUCCAAUUACCGAGUAUAUUAUCAAAAAACCGGCAAAGAUGGCAAAGGAGAUUUCAAUAUACCUUUGGGAUUAAUCGAAGGAAUCGAAAUUAAGGAAUUGUUUUACCUGUAUAUCUCCUGUAAAGAUUGCAGAACUUAUAGGAAGAACGAAUCGCCACUCUGGAGAAACGAUAUGUGAGCGCUCAAAGAGAAUCGUCAUCAUUGCACGACCUUAAUGAAAAACUGGAGCAAGAAUUGAAACAUAAAGACGCCCAGAUAAAGUUACAAGAAGAUAAAAUUGGGACUAUACAAGAAAAAUUUGAGCUGUGUGAGCAAAAGUUAACUCAGUAUGCUAAGCUUCCAGAUAUGGAGCAGGAAUUGAGAUAAGUAAGGGCUCAGAAUCCAACGAGAGAUUACAAUCUCAUUUGAAAGAAAGAAUGAAUUCCAUCGAAGAGAAGAACUGCCUGACUCAAGAUUUAGAAAAAGCUAGAAAAAUAAUCGAAGAACUGCAAAUAGAAAAGAAUGAAUUAAUGAAAGAACUACCUAAGCAAAUCAAAAAUAGAAAUAGAUUGCAUCAAGAGGCAAAUGCUGCAACAAGAAAUCGCCUUCAACAUUCAGCAGACGGAUGCGUUGACGAGAAGUUUAUCUCCAACUGCCGGUGAACCUAGUUCGUUAUUAAGAAGUAAUACUAGUCAACUAUCUCCAUACGAUUCACAUUCGUUGUCAAGAAGGCAUUUAAAAUCAAAAGUCAAUAUGUUAGAUGAUGAUACAUCAAAGGAAUGGGAGAAAUUACAACAAGCUCAUGUAUUAGCCAAUGUUCAACAAGCAUUCGAUGUUAGCAGCGAUAUAGAAUGCGACGAUAAUGAAAGUAUAUUCAGCGGAGCUGAUAUGUUGUCUCCUAAUGGCCAUACAGAUGCGCAAACUUUAGCUUUAAUGUUGCAAGAACAAUUGGAUGCGAUAAAUAAUGAGAUCAGAUUGAUCCAAGAAGAAAAGCAAAACACAGAAGCUCGAGCCGAAGAACUAGAAUCACGUGUUGGCAGCUUAGAGCACAUGAACUUAGGUACUUUGACCCGAGGUCGCAGCUUCGACAAAGGAUCACCACCUCUGAGCGGUCGAUCAACCCCUCAACGGGAUUACUUGCAUAAAUAUCACACGGCUCCAGCUGCCAUGUCUCCGGCUCACCUACGCCAGUACGCGGACUCGGCUAAACACAGUUAUGCCGCAUACGAACCUGUAAAAAAGUUACCAUUCCCGGAAGAUGAUAGUUCUUCUAUGUCUGCUGUAAAUGCAGCUGGUACUGCUAGUCCACUCACUGCGAGAUCUAUGAGACUGGAAAGAGUCGCUCAUGCUUUGGCUCAAAGUCAAGAAGAAUUAUUGAGAAAAGCUGGCAUCAAUCAAUUACCGAGCAAUCAAAGUUUGAAUUACGAACACAGUAAUUACGCAAAUCAAGACAUGAUACAUAGAAAUAUGCAGCUAUCUAGUCUCCCUCGUACUACGCAAUCCGGUACCAUGAAUUCGAUAGGUAAUUCAUCGGCCGUAGUCGCAGCCCAUAAGAAAAAGAGCAUCAAGUCUUCUCUCGGCAGAUUCUUCAGUAAAAAAGAAAAAGGUAAAGUAGUCAAAGAAGGUGUUAUUAAUCCGUUACCUCAAUACGGAGGCGAUUCCGGCUUCAUGUCUUCGUCUUACGUGGAUUCCGAUAUGACCGAUAAUGUUAGUUUAUGCGGCUCCAGUAUCGGUCAAAAAGGAGAUUUUGAUAGAAGAAAAAAGAAAAAACACGAACUCUUAGCCGAAGCUAUGAAAGCUGGUACUCCUUUCGCACUAUGGAAUGGUCCUACAAUCGUGGCAUGGCUAGAGCUUUGGGUCGGUAUGCCAGCCUGGUAUGUGGCUGCGUGUCGAGCGAAUGUCAAAUCCGGUGCUAUAAUGAGUGCGCUUUCAGAUACCGAAAUUCAAAGAGAAAUCGGUAUCAGUAAUCCGCUGCAUAGAUUAAAAUUAAGAUUAGAUAUUCAAGAAAUGGUUUUCUUUAACGAGUCCGUCUGCACCAAAGACCUUGCGUGCAACGUUAGCGUUCGGUGAUAUGAACCAUGAACGGAUCGGUAACUAUUGGUUACCUGGUUUAGGAUUACCUCAGUAUCGGUCUACCUUCAUGGAAUGCUUGGUCGAUGCUCGAAUGUUGGAUCAUUUAACUAAAAAAGAUCUCAGAGGGCAGUUGAAAAUGGUCGAUAGUUUCCAUAGAAAACGUCGGUGUUUUGGUGUGGUCAAACAAUAGAGUCAUACGAUGGGUAUCAUCUAUCGGAUUAAAGGAUUACGCUGGUAAUCUAUUAGAAUCAGGAGUUCACGGAGCGUUGAU